Molecule: messenger RNA, 1576 nt
Organism: Aegilops tauschii subsp. strangulata
Lineage: Eukaryota; Viridiplantae; Streptophyta; Magnoliopsida; Poales; Poaceae
Source: RefSeq, a predicted model, not a curated record
GAAAGGAGGGGAAGAUCCAUCCAUGUACAUGGAGGAGGGCUUGGAAGAGUACGACAACGUGACGGAGAGCGCCAUCUUCGGCGCCUCGCUGACACCGCCUGCGCUGCCCCUUUUCAAAGGUCCUCCUCCGAGCUGGGUCCUCCUCGACGUCUCCGCCUACAUAGCCGACGGCGGCGCCGCCACCGCCGGCACCACCGCCAAGUCCAGGACCAGGGGAGGCCAUGCCAUAGAGGUCACCAUGAUCGCCGCCCGCCCGCCGCUGGUCUCCCACAUCCGCGUCAACUGCCCCGGCCUCAAGCCCACACGCUUCGCCAUCGAGCCCAGGAUCUUCGCCGCCGCGGAUGGCCUCUUCUUGCUCGGCGUCGCCAUCGGCCACCGGUCCCUGUGCACCCAGCCGGGCAUGUUCGACUACUUCGUCUACCAGCCCGCCGCGCGCUCGCUCACGUCUCUCCCGCGCCCUCAUGGCCGCUUCGGUCUCAGGGACGUCGCCCUCCUGCGCUGCAGCCCGAACAGCUCCUCCUACAUCAUUGCGUUCCUCGAGGGCACACGGGGCAUGGCGUAUGAGCUCCACCGCUUCCACUCCGAGACCAACACCUGGACCAAGAGCAAGCUGGAGCUUGGUGCCACUGCCAUGAACCCUGCCAUGGACUCCGUCUUCUUCUCCACUAGCAAGGUGUUCACUCUCGGCGGUGGUUUCGUGGGCUGGGCCGACCUCUGGCGCGGCGUCCUGCUCUGCGACGUGCUCCUCGACGACCCGGAGCUCCGCUACGUCCCCUUGCCGCAUGCCUUCGGUGAGCGCAAGUGGGACGCCGUCAUAACCAGGGACAUCGCCGUUGUCGACCAAGGUUGCAUCAAGUACGUCGACAAGCGGUCUGACGAGCACACUGGUGGUGGCUGGACACUCACCGCAUGGAGCAAGAAGAUCAACAGCAAGCCGUGGAAGGAGGAACAAUGGCGCCAGGACUGCGAGUUGAGAUCUUCUGAUGUCUCUGUCCUUUUGCCGCCACUGCCGAGGCCAUUCCAUGAGCUCAUGACAGGCCACCCCGUCAUAAGCUUGCGGGGCGACGACGUCGUCUACUUGAUGAGCAAAGAGAGCCUCAGGGACGACACGGCGUGGGUGGUCGCCGUCGACAUGAGGAGCAAGUCGUUGCAGGAAGUGGUUGAGUUUGGCGGUGCCCGGAGAUCAAUAGGCAUAAGCCUAUAUACAGAGCAGGAUCGACCUCUGGUCAUCCGAAGAUCACCCCAGGUAAUUCUAUCUUGAAUUAAUCAGUUCGAUCUUCGAUCACCUGCUAUUGCUCAUGCCUAAUCUGUUGGGCUUUUCUUAUCUGUACAAAUCCGACAAUUCGGUCGGUUGGCUCAUUUUAGUCGUUUUAGAACAUUUUGGAAGACAUCUGAAUGGUGGUGUAAUUGAUCAAUGCACAUUUAGGGGGUGGAAAAUCAUCCAUGAAUUUCAAACACAUAACUGGGGAACUAGAAACCGCUGCUGCAUGUGGCGGUAGCUUUUGUGUAAGAAGUCAGUUCAGAUGUUGUGUGAGACUGAGGUUAUAUACAUUGGCAUCAGACGCUGUUUAAUGUU